Molecule: messenger RNA, 1280 nt
Organism: Microbotryum saponariae
Lineage: Eukaryota; Fungi; Basidiomycota; Microbotryomycetes; Microbotryales; Microbotryaceae
Source: the annotation of a GenBank genome assembly
AUGUCCAACACGUACUACCAAGGCCCGCAGUUUGGCGCCAUCGACGCGAACUUGCAGUUCUAUUCGUCCUCAGCCUCGCCGUCGCCGUCCACGUCACAGCACCCCAAUUCCGCUGCCUCGCUCCCGCCGGCGUCGUCCUUUUACAGCAAUCGGCCCUCGCUCGACCCAGGCUCGCGACCGUCGGUCGUGGCCGGUCGCAUCGGCUCAUCACCCUCGGGCGCAACAGGUGCAGUAGGCUCGAGCGUGGCCGGCUACGGCUCGGGUCAGCCGACCAUCGUUCAGAACUGGUGGAACGCCUUCACUCCGUGGACAGGCCAGGAUGGAGAACCACCUCUGCUGCAAGGUGUGUUGAAUCGCGUGCACUUUUGCUCGAUACAGGAAGGUGCCCUGAGUGUGUCAGAGCCCAGCUCUCGCUCACGCGUGGAACGUCCGAUUCGGCGACAGCUGGACAGUCCCUGACCGCUCUCUCCGCUCACUCUGUUAAAUCUCCCUUACCCCAGAACUUGGCGUCAACUUUGAUCACAUUCUGCAAAAGUCGCUGACGGUGCUGAACCCGCUCAGCAAGGUCGACUCGCACAUCAUGGACGAUGCAGACUUGGCUGGUCCUCUCGUCUUUUGCUCCGUCUUUGCCGGGUUCCUGCUGCUGGUCAGUCGACGCCGACUGGGAUGGGAGUUUGUGUGGCUCGUCUGGAGAGGGCUUUGCGCUAACACACGCUCGCUCCCUUGUAUUCCGGACAUCUCGAAUGUGCAGUCGGGCAAGCCCCAGUUCUCUUACAUCUACGGUGUCGCACUCGUCGGCUCGGCCUCGAUCUACAUUCUUUUGAAUCUCAUGUCCGAGAGAGGGAUCGAUGCGUAUCGAACGGCAUCUGUGCUCGGUUAUUGUCUUUUGCCACUGGUUCUUCUAAGCAUGAUCUCGGUCGUGGUCAGCCUCGAGUGAGUGGCUCGUUCUACCUCUCUCUCUAUCCAUUCCUAAAUCAGGUCGCUCAUCAUGUCUGUCCGCAGUGGCUCUCUCGGCUACAUCGUCUCAGGUUCAAGCAUUGCGUGGUGCUCAUACUCUGCGUCAGCCAUAUUUUCAUCCGUCCUUCAAUUAUCGUCCCAGCGACUGCUUGUAGCAUAUCCCGUCGGACUGCUGUAAGCGAUCUCGCCCCGUCCUGCCGUUUGAAGGCCGACUUUGACCCGUGACUGACUGGCUUCCCAGUCUGCUUGCGCCGCAUAGAUAUGCAGCUUUCGCAAUGCUGAGCGUGUUUGAUGGUCGCAGUGGCGUGGUACUGAAGGCCUAG